UGGCUGAAAGGGAGAAGGGCUCAUUCGUCCACGAACGGAAACGAAUGAGGCAUUACGAUCGGUCAGUUAUCUGUUACUCAAAGCGAAUGAUGAAAACAGAUCGAUCUGAGUUCAAAUCAGAUAUUCGAUCGGUUCAAAUAGGAACGGAGUCGCUCUCGAAGAGAUCUGAAUUUUCUCCACGAAAAUUUCAUAUUUUGGGUGGAUCGAAAUGAGCACCAACUGCUUAGAAACCAAUGUAACAUUUCCUGUGUACCUCCUGGACAAAGAACCGUUUGGAGUAACCAUCUUACGAAUUGGUUUCCAAAUUGCCCUGGGCUUCUUGGGGGUUAUUGGGAACGUCACAGUCUGUGUGGUAAUUAUCCAAAAGCCCAAGGUACUUGGACCCGCAAGCCAGUACCUCUUCAGCCUGGCGAUAGCAGAUCUUUGUACACUGAUCUUCAAUUUGCCAAUUGCCAUUUUAAAGGAGGAAGAUCCGUUCAGGUGGUCACUUGGCCGAGCCUUUUGCCUGUACAUUAUGCCGACUACAGAAACGUUCUUUGGCGCUGCUAUUUUUUCUAUCGGCUUGAUUGGGUUCGAGAGGUACGUGAACAUCGCUCGAAAAACAGCCCGCGCCCGGAGAAGGCUAUCGUACAAGAAAAGGUGCUUUAUUCUGAUCGGUGUGUGGGCUUCUGCUUUUGCUGUUGGUUCCAUUCCUAUGUAUGCGUUUAUUGAGUACGACUCGUGUCACAAAAUGUGUCACCUUCCCUGGUCGAUGACAGUAUUCAUUACCUACAUCAUGACCCUCACGGUCCUUUGGUACGUAUUUCCUCUGGCUGUCGUCGCUUUUAGUUACAUAAAAAUCGCGCAGCUGGUCUCCAAAAGGACCACCUCUUUACAGGGUAUGCCUUAUGGUUCCACGAGUAUGGGAAACCUUCACUCCUCAAGUAUCAAAACCAUGCUGCGCCAAAAAAGGAAGACGUAUCGCAUCCUUACACCUUUAGUAAUUUUGUUUGCGGUGUGCAUGCUCCCACUGACUCUGCUCAGAUUGGUUGCGAUAUUUUGGACAGAGAUUGCUUUCAAGCCAUAUUACACUGUUCUGCUUACUCUGAUGGUUGUAUCAACGAUAUUGAACUCUGCUGCAGACCCAGUCAUCUACUGCGUUGUAAACAGGGAGUUCCGCCAGCAAGUUAAAAGUAUUUUUGGUGUUACCCGCCUUUUUCAAAAGCUUGGGAGAUUUAUUAGCAUCAGAAGUUUAUCUUUAAAGGGAAAAGGAAGUUUCACAGUUUCUGUCGAAAGCCAAACAUCACAAACCACCCGUUUGUAGAAACUUAGGGAGAGGAGACUAGGACCUUUAAAUAGUAGAGCGGCCGUAAGAACUAUAGAAGCAAAUGAGAAAAGCAAAGAUAACCAACUUCGAUUACACUUUUAUUUUCACAUGCAAACGUAUAAGGCAUGAUAAACAUUGGUUAUUAGUUGAAGGAUACAGCUGGAUGCGAAAAUUUUUAUGCUGGACUUAUAGCUAAAAGAGGUGUAUCAUGAAAUAAAUAUAACAUUAUUCUAACUCUCGCUCAGAUUUUUGUAAUCUCGAUUUCAAUGUGUUGUGAACGUGCAGUUCGAAUCACUUUUGUGUGUCGGCUGUUUGUCACGGCAUAACUGCUACGAACCGAACAUAACGACCCAACGUAAAGUCAUCAACGUUACUAAAUACAAUAUGUAUUUAUUGAGUUUCUCUUUUUUUUGAGACGUUGUCUGCGAAUACGCAUUAAUGUUUGUGCACUGUGAGAGCAAAGAGUUUCCUUUGUUACAGAGGCGCUACUUUCCAAAGUUUUUCUCUAAACUGAAAGUUAAAUUAAAGUAUUUGUAAUUAUGUGGUCUGUGAUAUCAACAGAACAGCUUAUAAAAUGUGUUAUGGAUUAAUUGGCCUGAUAAUUCUAUUUUUCUGUGUCACCUUGUCUUUCACUUC
This is a messenger RNA of Pocillopora verrucosa, 1942 nucleotides long. RefSeq names its product substance-K receptor-like. Gene Ontology annotation, cellular component: membrane. Gene Ontology annotation, molecular function: G protein-coupled receptor activity. Lineage: Eukaryota; Metazoa; Cnidaria; Anthozoa; Scleractinia; Pocilloporidae. Gene Ontology annotation, biological process: G protein-coupled receptor signaling pathway. The record is from RefSeq and is a predicted model, not a curated record.